Messenger RNA from Colletotrichum chrysophilum, 1119 nucleotides. RefSeq lists its product as uncharacterized. Gene Ontology annotation, biological process: DNA alkylation repair; base-excision repair; base-excision repair, AP site formation. Gene Ontology annotation, cellular component: nucleus; protein-DNA complex. NCBI's taxonomy places the organism in Eukaryota, Fungi, Ascomycota, Sordariomycetes, Glomerellales, Glomerellaceae. The record is from RefSeq and is a predicted model, not a curated record. Gene Ontology annotation, molecular function: alkylated DNA binding; DNA-3-methyladenine glycosylase activity; DNA-7-methylguanine glycosylase activity. The transcript has a single exon. Bases 1 to 1119 code for a protein of 372 amino acids.
AUGGCAACCCGACGCUCGGCGCGGCUCAGCGCUCAGCCAGAUAUAAAGCUCCCGCCGCCUGCAGUCAAGCCACCGCCCAAUCAGAGCCGCAAGAGGAAGACACCCGCAGCAGCACCGUCCUCGGAUCCGGUCACCCCUCCGCGAAAGCGGGCCUCGAAGACCGCCGCGGCUCCGGUCACCCCCGUGCUGCCGCCCCCGAUGACGCCCACGCCGAGCGCGGUGGGUAUCAUUGCCGAGAGGGUCAACGGCACCGCGAAGCCCAGGUCGAGGGCGGUCAACAGGCUGGCAGACCCGAAGACGACCAACGCGCCGGUCAUCUCGCCCGAGACCUCGCGGGUGCUCGCCUCUGAUCCCAUCGAAGCACCAUCACCAACCAAGGCAGCUAACGCUCCGGCCACUGGGAAGCGGACGACGACGGCCAACAUCCUGGAGGAGGCGUGCCGUCAUCUCAUCGAGGUCGAUCCCCGCAUGAAGCCGCUGAUUGAGAAGAACUACUGCCGCGUCUUCUCGCCGGAAGGACUGGCUGAGAAGAUUGACCCCUUUGAAAGCCUCUGCAGCGGCAUCAUCUCGCAGCAAGUGUCAGGCGCCGCUGCUAGAUCCAUCAAGAACAAGUUCAUCGCGCUUUUCAGCGACGAAGACAACGGGGAGGCGGAGAAGCCCAAGAAGAAGUUCCCCCAGCCCUCAGAAGUAGCCCCUACCUCCAUUGAGCGUCUGCGCACCGCCGGCCUGUCGCAGCGCAAGGCAGAGUACGUCAAGGGGCUGGCCGAGAAAUUCGCGAGCGGCGGGCUGACGGCCACGAUGCUGGCCGAGGCGCCCUACGAAGAGGUCCGGGACAAGCUCAUUGCGGUUCGCGGGUUGGGGCUGUGGUCCGUCGAGAUGUUCGCCUGCUUCGGGCUCAAGAGGAUGGACGUCUUCUCGCUGGGCGACCUCGGCGUGCAGAGGGGCAUGGCGGCGUUCGUCGGCCGCGACGUGGCUAAGCUGAAGGCCAAGGGCGGCAAGUGGAAGUACAUGAGCGAGAAGGAGAUGGCCGAGAUGGCGAGCCCGUUCGCGCCGUACCGGAGCGUCUUUAUGUGGUACAUGUGGAGGGUGGAGGAGACCGAUAUAAGCACGCUGGAGUAA